GGAUAAUAAUCUCAUUAUUAUCCAGUAACUUAAGCCCAAUCAGGUGAGGACAUGGCAAGCACCAUCAGCGACGAAAGUAUUUAUGUUCUCGAAAAAGACAACACUGACAAAGACCUGAUUAUCUUGCAUGUGAUCAUACAGUCAUUGUGGCAUUUGAGGUUCUUCAGAAUUGACUUUUUAAGGGAACGGUCUGUAUGGAUCCUGUGUAUCAAUGAGGAUCACUGUAUCGCUGACCAAUUAUAUGAAAUCUUCUCUGCUUGGGAGAAAAAUGAAAAUGAUAGAGUGGCUGUUUUCCUGACUUCCAUGAAGGCCAGUCUCUGUAAAAUUGCAAAUGAUAACAUGUUUCAAAAGCUGCAGGCUGGAAAAUUAAUUGCUUCUGAGGCUGUGGCAAUGAUUCUUCAAGGACUGCAUAUGUCAGGAACUUCAUUUCAUUUUGAGUUCAACAAUGAUAUUGAGGGACGUCUAGUAAGCCCUGUCAGCUGCAGAGAUUGCAUAUGCCGAACACAUAAUCUUUUUGGGGUUCAGCUCCAAAUGAGCUGCAGGUGUGGGAAUUCUUUCGAUGAGAAGGAACAUACUACAGUUUUCUAUAAACUUCAUGCCGGUUCACCUCAAACAACAAAGAUCAAGUCCUUUGCAGAGCUUCCGGUUCUAUAUGAUGAGCAGUCAUGCUUUGAGGCCAAUUGCGAGCAUUGUGGAAGUCCAAAAAACACUGAUGUUUUUCCUUCAAAUACACCACAUUUCUUCACAAUAGGUUUAGACUGGUCUGGUGGCUGUGAAAACCAGGUUGAGCUAUCUGAAGUUCUGGUUGGCAUUGCACAUCCCCUUGAUAUUAAACUUCUUUGCAAGGGUGUUCACUCCUCAGCAAACUAUUCUCUGACCUCAAUGAUCUCCUAUGCUGAUGGGCGCUACAUCUGCUUUGCGCGCGACCAGGACAAGUGGCUCAGCUCUGAUGCCAAAACUGUUGAGACAAAAGAUUCUUGGGAGCAGUUGCUUGAACGCUUCAGAGACUGCACGCUCCAACCUGAAGUUCUAUUCUUCGAGGUCAUCAAGUAGAGAUCAUCGACAAAUUUGCCUGGAAGAACCGUGUCAUAACAUAACUUCAGAGUUAAAUUUGGCUUGUUGUUACAUGUCACCAUCUUGAUGCAAACUGUUCUGAUACACAACCUCCUUUGUUGUAAAUGCGUGAUAACAUUUUCUUUCCGGCCAUGUCAUGGUAAAGGAACGUCUGAUAUUGAGCUGAAACCAUUUGCUACCAGGGUAUUAUUAUCUAACCAGUUGCUCAA
This is a messenger RNA of Oryza sativa Japonica Group (Japanese rice), 1283 nucleotides long. RefSeq lists its product as uncharacterized. The record is from RefSeq and is a predicted model, not a curated record. Lineage: Eukaryota; Viridiplantae; Streptophyta; Magnoliopsida; Poales; Poaceae.